Messenger RNA from Pseudoliparis swirei, 3277 nucleotides. It is a transcript of the gene capn5a, whose product is annotated as calpain 5a. The transcript is spliced from 13 exons. Gene Ontology annotation, molecular function: calcium-dependent cysteine-type endopeptidase activity. The record is from RefSeq and is a predicted model, not a curated record. Gene Ontology annotation, biological process: proteolysis. Bases 231 to 2144 code for a protein of 637 amino acids. NCBI's taxonomy places the organism in Eukaryota, Metazoa, Chordata, Actinopteri, Perciformes, Liparidae. Gene Ontology annotation, cellular component: cytoplasm.
GGAGCUCCUCCUGUGCGUGUGUUACUGUGACGCUUGUCAACUAAUUUAACUAACUUAAUUCCCGCUGAAAAGAUCCGCACAUUUCCGACUUGACGACAGAGAAGGAAUACGAUAACAACAACAAACCACUGAGAAACCCUCCCAGGAGAAGAGGGAGAGAACAGCCGCCCGAGCCACCCGGGGAGCUGACGUUUAACCAAACAAUUUACAGUUUUGGUCUGUGCAGGAGGAUGGUGGUUCCAUACGAGGGCCAGUCUUUCUCUGCCCUGAGGAGGCAGUGUCAGCAAAAUGGAAGUCUGUUUGAAGACCCCCUGUUCCCCACAUCCGACCAGUCUCUGUUCUACCAGAGCAACCGCAUCGGCAGUGUCACCUGGAAAAGGCCGAAGGAGUUAUGCGGCAACCCCCAUCUGUUUGUGGACGGCAUCAGUGCCCAUGACCUGCACCAGGGCCAGCUGGGAAACUGCUGGUUCGUAGCCGCCUGCUCCAGUCUGGCCUCCAGGGAGGCGCUAUGGCAGAAGGUGAUCCCUGACUGGAAGGACCAGGAGUGGGAUGAGGAAAAACCGGAAUCCUACGCCGGGAUCUUCCACUUCCGAUUCUGGCGGUUUGGUGAGUGGGUGGACGUGGUGAUCGACGACCGGCUGCCCACGGCGAACGGGGAGCUGGUGUACUGCCACUCCAACGACAGCAACGAGUUCUGGAGCGCGCUGGUGGAGAAGGCCUACGCCAAGAUGUGCGGAUGCUACGAGGCGCUUGACGGGGGCAACACGGCCGACGCUCUCGUAGAUUUCACCGGCGGCGUUUCCGAGCCGAUGGACUUGAUGGAGAACGGCUUCAAAGACGACGACGAGAAACGCAAUGAGCUGUUUGAGAGAGUCCUGAAGGUCCACGACAGAGGGGGACUCAUCAGCUGCUCGAUCCGGGCGACCACUGCGGCCGACAUGGAGGCCAGGCUGUCCUGCGGCCUGGUGAAGGGCCACGCCUACGCGGUGACAGACGUCCGCAGGGUGAGGCUGGGCCACGGCUUGAUGGCCUACUUCCGGUCUGAUAAACUCACCAUGAUCCGCAUGAGAAACCCCUGGGGAGAGAAAGAGUGGAACGGGGCCUGGAGCGACAGCUCUGAAGAGUGGAAGAAGGUCAGUAAGAGUGAGAGGGAGACGAUCGGUGUCACCGUGCGGGAUGAUGGAGAGUUCUGGAUGACGUUUGACGACUUCAUCGUCAACUUCACGGACCUCAUCCUGUGUCGCCUCAUCAACACAUCCUACCUGAGCUUCCAUAAGACCUGGGAGGAGUCCGUGAUGCGGGGCUCCUGGCAGCGCCAUGACGAGCCGCUUCUCAACCGAGCCGGAGGCUGCACCAACCAAAAGCACUCCUUCCUCCAGAACCCACAGUACGUGUUUGACGUGAAGAAGCCGGAGGACGAGGUUCUGAUCUGUCUGCAGCAGAAAGACCGCAGAGCCACACUGAGAGAGGGACGAGGAGAAAACCUGGCUAUUGGCUUUGAGAUUCACAGGGUGGAGUUCAACAGAACCUACCGUAUGCACGUCACCCAGCAGAAGGUUGGCGGGAGCGUCUUCAUCAACUCGAGGUCUGUGUUUAUACGCAUUGAGCUGACGGAGGGGCGGUACGUCAUCAUACCCACGACCUUUGACCCUGACCUGGAGGGAGUCUUCCUGCUCCGCACCUUCACUGACGUGCCGUCCGACUGCAAGGAGUUGACUCUACAUGAACCUCCACAGACCUGCUGGUCCGGGUUGUGUGGUUAUCCCUCUCUGGUCACUCAGAUCCAUGUACUGAAUGCGAAUGGACUCGCAGGACAAGACUCUGAUGGAGUGUCGGACCCCUAUGUGUUAAUUCGUUGUGAAGGAGAGAAGGUUCGCUCACCAGUCCAUAAAAACACACGCAGCCCCAACUUCGACACCAAAGGACUCUUCUACAGGAAGAAAGCCAACCAGCCAAUCAGAAUUGAGAUCUACAACCACAACGUGUUGAUGGACUCCUUCCUGGGUCAGGUGACUCUUCCCGCCGAGCAGGGCGAAUUCCACCAGACGCUCCACCUGAGGGACAAGGGCGAUCGCCGUGACAACGACCUGCCGGGAACACUCACCGUCACAAUAGUGACCAGCGCGGUGCUCACCAACAUCUGACACUGCCACGGAAAAUAAAAUUGUCCAGGCCGCUCAAGUUUAACCGCUGUGUAAGGGUUAAGUUACAUAUUUGGCACAAAUGGAGGGUUUACAUUUUGGAUGAUUACUUUCUAGAAGAUUGCACAUCCUGCAGGAGGCCUGGGGGGAUCAAACCUGAUGCUCUUGCUGUAUUGAAGGAAUCUUAUUUAUCCUAAAAAUAAUAUGUAGUUGGCUUCUAUACACGUUUACAUAUUAUUCUGUGAAAGACACACAAGGAUACACAUGCUUAUUUCUCAUGCCAAAAGCAACAAUGCUGAUAAUUCAACAUGAGAAUGUAUUAUCUUUCAAUGUAAUAAUUUGAUGAAAUCCUAUAUCUAGAUAUUGUGAUAUAAAAUUACCCUGGCAUUAUUACCAACAUCCUCUUCUUGAACCCUUUUACCCUCCACAUUACCACAUCAUCCACUUUGUUAUCUAGGGUUAUUCAGAUAAGAGUUCAUUUUAUUCCUAUAGCCCCAAAUAGUAAAUAGGAUAAUAACGUUCGGAUAAUAGAUUGGAUAUAAUUUAUUGGGGGCGUGGCUUUUGAGGGAGGCCUACAUGGGUUGGGGCUGUCUAUGUUGUUGACUUGGCGACUUUCUCGCUAGAUUUAGCAACUUUUGCAUCUAAACGUAGUCUGUGUUUACAGUUCUUCAUGUUAUGUCUAUUGACCACUACUUAGUGCCAUUUGUAUUUUUCUGUUUCAUGUCUAUUUUACCUUCUUCUUUUUUUUUAACCCUUUUUAAAAUCCUAUUGACCUGUCUUUUUAUAUGGGCCUCUGAUAUCACAACUCCUGUACACCACUUUGUAUUGCCUCGUUGAGAAGUUCUACACAAAUGUACUUGCCCUACCCAGAUGUAUAUCAUCAUGUUUAAACAUAGCCAGCUGCAGAAUCUGACAUUGUAGUUAGCAUGCUGCUAUGUUUUCCAUAUCAUUUGUCAGAUACUUAGUUUCUCAUCAUAUGCACCCUGGUGGGUUUUUGUUGUUGAUAAAAACAGAUGUAUCUUCUUGAAUUAUAUCAAGUAAUUCACUCUGGGUGAAUACAAUGGUAUUUUUGUCUAAUUACAUGUUGUAGUUUACAUUGUCAGAAUGUAUCAAAUAAAUAUAAAUAUACACUGCCA